This is a messenger RNA of Didymodactylos carnosus, 2037 nucleotides long. NCBI's taxonomy places the organism in Eukaryota, Metazoa, Rotifera, Eurotatoria, Philodinida, Philodinidae. The record is from the annotation of a GenBank genome assembly.
AUGACAUCUGCUUUUCGUUCAUGUGUACCAAGUUAUUAUUCUAAUAGAACUCAGUCAAUAAGAAGUGAUGUAUCACAAACUAAUUCACUAUUAUCGAUUGAUAAUAAAGAUAUUCAAUUUGAUGAUGAUGAUGAAGAGGAUGUUGCCUAUUCAAGAUGUGAUGAUUUAAACGACAAUAGAUGUAAUUCAUUAGAAACAGAUUGGGAUGAUGAAUGGGAACAAAAUUGGUCGAAUAAUACUAGCAAAACUUCAAAUAAACGUCUGUUAAAAGCAACAACAAUAAAUACUACUGUCCAGGCAGAACCUAAUAUAAAAGAUUCAUUAACAGAUCAACAUAUUUGCACGUUAGUACAUGCCCUAUUGCAACAACAAGAACUCGAAUGUCAUUGUAUAAAAUCGAAGGAUGAAACAGAAAUAACAUCACCAACGUCAAUAAAUAGAAAAAAGCAAAGUUUAGUAACAAGCAAAAAACGAGUAAAUCGAAAUAACAAUAAAAAGACGAUAAAACAUCGUGAUAAUAUAUCGAGUACUAGUUUAUUAUUCGAUACAUCAGCAAAAACAAAUUGCAACGUUGAAUUAAAUAAAAAACCAUUUCUAUCUCGUAUUGUUGGCACAAUAUUUGGUUCAGAUUUAGAACGUCGAAUGGCAGAUGGAUUACGUGCAAGAGAAAAAGAAUAUAACGCUGGUGAUCGUAUACUAUCAAAAGAAAACUUAACAAAACAAAAUAUUAUUUCAGCGGAAAAUAAUAAACGAAUAAUAUUCAAAAGGAGAUUUGAAGAUACUGAACAACAACCAUUAGUACCUAAACGAACACAAACAAUAUUAAAACGAAAUAAACAACAACAGUUAACAAAUACUCAGACAGAUAUGAAAAAACGACCAAAUAUAUCAUUUAAACAAGUACAACGAACAUUAGCUAAACAGCCACAACAACAAAUAACUAAAGCAAAAUCAACAGACGAUCCUGUUGUUCAUAUAUCUUCACUAGCAAAACAGCAAGAACAAUUUAAAGAAAAUGAACAACAUUUACGUUCAUUAGUGAAUUUAUUAAGUCAAAUUGAAUCGAGCGUUCGUAUAGCUUCAUCAGACCCACAAAUGGUCAAUGAAUCAAAGAAAAAACAUUCAACUAACAUUGAACUUCGUAGAAAUGUAAGCGAAACGAUACUUUCAAAUGGUAUUGAUGAAACAGAAUUAACUCCUGAACAAGAAACAGAUAACAAUUUUGUCCAUGAAAAAAAAAUUAUCAAUGAUAAUCGACAAAAACGACAGUCAUCGAUUGAUACACGUUCGUUUCUACCCGCAGAUAACUGCGACAGUGAUCUAGCACUCAACAAUAACGAGACAAAAAUGAAUCAAUUACAAAAUCAACUUGAUAAUAAAAUUUAUUCUCAAACUAAUUUAAUUAAACCAUCGAUGAAUACCUACAAUCAUAAUUGUGAGCAAAUAGCUCGUAAUAACAAUAAAAAUGACGAUACAUCACCAACCGAAGUUAGUAUAAAAGAAAAUGCUCCUUAUAAAGGAUCAAAAUGCUGUCCUAGCUUAGGGAAAACACAAAAAACACAAUUUUCUACUAUCAAUUCUAAUUUAACGAAAGCAAAAUAUCGUAAUGAACCAAUAUCGUACACAAAACGUUAUAUACCGUCCAAAAGUCGUCAUGAGUUGAGGAGAAAUUCAACUAUGAAAAUUUCAACAUUAACGAAAACAAAAAAUAAUCGAACAUGCAUUACAGAUUGUAAUUCAAAUCAAUCAAAUGAUCACUCAUCACUUUCAUCACAUGGUUAUCUGUUGAGGAGAAGAAAUUCAGAGGGAAGAGUAACAACAACCGUACAAUCCAAACACACGUAUAACACUCCUUGUAAAAGACAAUCGUCGAGUCAUUAUCAGCAACAACAACAACAACAAAAACAUUUAUCAUAUGCACAACAAGAAACCAAGGCUUGGAAACAGAUUCGAAGUCAAUUAACAUCUGAGAAUAAAAAAGAAAUCAAGAGUGCUAUUGACGUUAUUUAUAAAAAUUUAUUUGGAAUAGCAGAUUAA